AUGUAAUUUGCAUCUAAAUACUUUUUCAAAAAAUCUUCUAAAUAAGAUACUUUUCUUAAAUCCAACAUCUAAAAAGAAGAAGAAAAUCAACUAGACACCAAUGUUGUUCAAAUAACCUUUGAGAACACCAAAGAAUCUGAAAAAAAUAUAGUUCUCGGAGACCCUAUAUAUUGCUAAUAAUGCUAAUCCAUCCUAAAUAAAUAUUCUAAACUCGAAAAAACUAUUUAAGAAAAUCUCCAAAAAUGGAUUUGCGAAUUUUGUUCUCAUCAAAAUUUAAUAAAAAUUGAACAAGAAGAAAUCCCUUGUCAAGAAGAAACUAUAUAUUUAUUAUAAGGUCCUCUUGAAUAAAAUAAAGAUUAAAAAAACGAAGACAUAUCAGUCGUUUUUGUAAUUGAUAUAAGUGGUAGUAUGUCCGUAACUUGUAAAAUAGAAAAUAAAGAAGCCUUAAAAUAUAAACACAAUACAAAGGUUUGUAAUGAAGAAUUCGAAGCUUUGAAAUAAUUUAUGGAUCCUGAAGAUGUUUAACAAUAUAUAUAAAUGUAUAACUAAUCUUAAUAAUUUAUUAGUAGAAAAUAAUGCGUAGUAGCCGCUAUAUAAUAAUAAUUGGAUGAUAUUUCUGAACAGUUUCCUAAUAGGAAAAUUGGUUUAAUUGUUUUUAAUGAUGAUGUCACUAUUUUUGGAAGUGGAGAUAAAAACAUACCUCCUUUAGUUAUUACAGGAGAUAAAUUGUAGUAAGAAGAAAUUAUAUAUUAAAUUUGUAAGGAAAAUAGUGAGAAGAUGUUAAAUUUGAAAGCUUAGGAUUGCAAGGAAAACCUAAUUAAUGUUUUUUAGAAUUUAAAAGAAACUGGAAGAACUGCGCUUGGUCCUGCUCUAAUUUCGGCUUUAGGUUUACUUUCUAAAUAAAAUAAGGGGAGCUUAAUUAUUUUAUGUACUGAUGGGUUAGCUAAUAUAGGAGUCGGGGCUUUUGAUUAAUAAUAACAUUCUUAAGUUUUUUAUGAAAAUAUUAAAUAGAUUGCAGUAGAAAAUGAUACCGUUAUUAACGUUAUUUCUAUUAAAGGAGAAGGGUGUAAAUUAGAUAUUUUGGGAUAAUUAGCGGAUAAAACAGGGGGAAAUGUGACUAGAGUAGACCCUGAGAAUAUACAUAAGGAUUUUGCAAAUAUUUUAGAGGAUGAGGUAGUUGCUUUUAAGGCUUCUAUGAAAAUUUAUAUCAAGAAUAUAAUGAAAUUUAGAAACUUGGAUGAAUAGAAUGAUAUUUUAGAAAGAAAUGGGUCAGUGUGUAUAAAAUAAAUGGGUAAUGUUACUCUUAAAACAGUUUAAACUUUCGAGUAUAUGAGUAAAUCUGAUGAGGAGUUAUAAUAGGAAAAACUUUAGAUUAAUGAGAAGGAAAAAAAGUACCUUUUUAGGCUUAAAUCAAAUAUAAGAAUUAAAAUGGAUAAACUAUUAUGAGAAUUAUUAGUAAGUAAUAAGAGAUUACAGAAAAUAAAAAAGUUGCAGAAGAAUAAAUGGAUUUAUAAAUCGUUUAAUAAAGAAUUUAAGCACAUACGGCCACUUUAGUUUAUAAUAAAAAAUAUUAAGAUGCUCAAUAUUUCAAUAAAUAAUGGGCAAAAUAUCAUUUGAGUAAUAAUUAUAUUUCAGAAGAAGAAUAAUAGAACUUUUAAUUGAAAAAUGUUUAAUUAUAAACUAUUGCUUAGAAAAAAAAAUGAGAGAGAUAAUAAAUAUAAAAAAGAGUGAAAAAUUAGG
Molecule: messenger RNA, 1740 nt
Organism: Ichthyophthirius multifiliis
Lineage: Eukaryota; Ciliophora; Oligohymenophorea; Hymenostomatida
Product: type A Von Willebrand factor domain protein
Exons: 1
Biological process (GO): endoplasmic reticulum to Golgi vesicle-mediated transport; intracellular protein transport; COPII-coated vesicle cargo loading
Cellular component (GO): COPII vesicle coat; endoplasmic reticulum exit site
Molecular function (GO): zinc ion binding; SNARE binding
Source: RefSeq, a predicted model, not a curated record